Molecule: messenger RNA, 998 nt
Organism: Colletotrichum destructivum
Lineage: Eukaryota; Fungi; Ascomycota; Sordariomycetes; Glomerellales; Glomerellaceae
Exons: 1
Coding region: 239-829 (196 amino acids)
Source: RefSeq, a predicted model, not a curated record
ACAGUAACACGCAUAAUAUCACAAUUUUGAUCAUUUAAAUCACCCCUCUACUUGUGAUUAUGAGCAAGCUUAGAAGUCCAGGCCUGGGCUGUGCUGGAACAUUGGCAAGUAACCUGGGACGUUAGAUUUAAGAACGCAGGCCCGUUUGCCUCCUUUUUUUUUGACGUUUUGCGUCAACAUCUCCUUCCUACACUAAUCAUACACUUCCUUACUGAGACGGUCUCUCGUCUACUACGCAAUGCUAAUUUUCCGAUUCGUUCUUUACACACUUCUCCAAGCGCUGGCUUUUACUCAAAUCUAUGCCUUACCGAGCGACAAUCCCCAACCGAAAAUCAACAGGAGAAAGGAGGUGGACCUUAAGGGCCAAACGUUGCCGCGAUUCGGGGAGGUAGUGACGCUCUACAUAGUCUGCUACAAGGAGAACUGGCAUCCUGCUAUCAUCGCUGUUGCAGGCGACGGCUCGUCAUACCGCUGGCAUGCCGAGAAUCAUGAGUAUGCUCCAAAAAACGACUGGCAGUUGAGCGCACAGAAACGAUUUCCCUACGACGAUAACUUCGUCAAGACCCUGUCGAAAAAAGUGGUCCGAAAGAUCGGAGACAUCAAAUGGGGAAAUAUAGACGUUGUUCUCGGGGAAAAACGUCUAUUACCCUCCAACGACGUCAGAUUAAAACAGAACUGCUGGUGGUGGGCGCAAAGAGCGAUGAAAAGUUUGGUACAAGGCAAUUAUCUCGAUGAGAAGACAGCGCACAAGGCAUACACAGGCAUUAAAAGGUCCACUGCAUGGAGGGGGCGACCUUGGACAGCGCCGAGGUGGCGGGAUAAAGUCUAAGAUGGUGCUUUAGAAGUUCUAGGAGUAGGCGUCCAGGACAAUGAGGGUUUUGCUAUGGACAUAUCCGCCAGGUAUCGACAUGCCAUCGACAUUACAGAUCGGUUUUCGACCCGGAUUCUGGCAUUCCUGCAUUUUGACUGUUGAUAAUCUAAUCGUUCUGGUGCAUAAC